Messenger RNA from Triplophysa dalaica, 1839 nucleotides. Its product is annotated as embryonic polyadenylate-binding protein A-like. Lineage: Eukaryota; Metazoa; Chordata; Actinopteri; Cypriniformes; Nemacheilidae. Gene Ontology annotation, cellular component: ribonucleoprotein complex; cytoplasmic stress granule; cytosol. The record is from RefSeq and is a predicted model, not a curated record. The coding region runs from base 1216 to 1839 and encodes 207 amino acids. The transcript has 6 exons. Gene Ontology annotation, molecular function: poly(U) RNA binding; mRNA 3'-UTR binding; poly(A) binding.
UAAAUCGGCCUAAUUCGUAAAACAUUAAAAAUCGCUUUAAAAACUAAAAGUCUAAUAGCCGGUUUCAGUAAUAAAAAAUCUACAAAUGAAUAAAUUAGAUGAAUAAUAAAUGAAUAUAAAUAAUGCAUUAAUCAUACCGUUAUGUUGUAGGGCACGCGCAGCUUGGGAGAAGGCGUUCAUUGAGCCUACGUCACUUCGUAUUAGUUCCGCUGCUCGUUUUUUAUUUUUUAGACCAGUUGGGUCUUUUAUUUUAAUUUGAUCGUUUUAGUUUCUACUGUACGAUGUUUUAUUUUAGUAUUGUGAUUUUUGGUCACCCAUAAAAAAACAUUUAUGUCAAAAGAGUCCUCACUUUAAUCGGACUCCAUACAAAGCAACGCCACAUUCCGGCGAUGUAUUAAUUUGUUAAUAAUUUAUUACUAAAUCUAUUUCUCAUUUGUAUUAUUUUAAAUAAACGCGAUUAGUAUUAAAAAAAGAAAUCGAUUUUGUCCCAUUACAAAACGACGCAUGACGUUGACGUGGUCAUCUGCGUAUCACCUUAAACGUCGAUCACUAGGCAACGAGCGCGUAGCGUACCUUCUACAAACAACAAACAUUGAUUUGACGAGCCGCUGGAUGAGACGGAGCGAUCUUCAGAUUUGCAUUUUCCAUUUCUUGACUUUAUUGAUACAUUCAUUUCGUUAAUUUAUUCAUUUAUCAAUACAUUUUCAUCUGAAUUACUCAGUGUCAUAAUUUUGUCUGGUUUUAACAUUUCUUGUUUUUAACGUAUUCUCAGUCCGUGAGUUGUUAUUUUCACAGGUCAGAUGACAUCGUUCAUCGGAGGAAGCUCUUGUGGAGCUGGCGUACCGAGGGAUCAGAUCGCCUCGUUGUUCGUGGGGGACCUUCAUCCAGAAGUGUCCGAGUUCGUCCUCCAUCAGACGUUCAGCCCGUUCGGUCCGAUCCAGUCCGUGCGGGUCUGCAGAGACAGGGUGACUCGGCGAUCCCUGCGGUAUGGUUAUGUUAACUUUGUUAACAUCGCCAAUGGUAAGUUUUCUCUCCGUUCUUCACCUUGACAUCUUGGUAAUAAACAUUUGAAUUUGAAAUUUCAGCCUUGUGUAUUUUUCUCCUCGAUGUUGUUUCCUGUAAAUCAUCUUUAAAUUAGGCUAUGUGAAGUGUGCCGUACAAACAAACUUGCUAGGUCUUGUCUCUUAUCAACUCUGUCUUUCAGCUGAGAGCGCCAUGGACAGCCUGAUGUGUCAGGAUCUUCUGGGCAGACCCAUGCGGAUCAUGUUCUCCCAGCGUGAUUCCACUCUGAGGACGACUGGGGUCGGGAACAUCUUCAUCAAGGGUCUGGCCAGCAGCAUCGAUGGUGCCAGCCUUUAUGACUGCUUCUCAAUUUUUGGGAAGAUCCUGUCCUGCAAGGUGGUCUGCGAUGCACAUGGAUCCAAAGGUUAUGGAUUCGUCCACUUUGCCACCUUUGAAGCGGCAGAGAAGGCCAUCAAAGCGCUUGAUGGCAUGUUGUUGGACGACCAGCUAGUGUCCAUUGGCCACUUUAAAACCUUUCAAGAGCGUCAUGUUGAGCAGCAGGUCAUGGCUCAGGACAACGAGAGGCACUACCCGUUGAUGAUGGAGGCCGGACGCAGCCGAGGCUUUGGAUUCGUCAGCUUCUCCACCCUCAACGAUGCGACCACGGCCGCGUCUGUCAUGAACGGGCGAGUGGUUCAAAAACGCCUUGACGUUCAGCCUGAAAACCAGCUCGCGCUCCAGCCCGUCAGUCGACAGACAGCAGCGUGCGACCUCGCUCAGAACAAAUGGAUCUAUGGCAGAAAAAUCCCGCGGAACAAGACCAACAUGAAGCUUUGA